UGCUGUCCGCGGGCGGGAAAAUCGAUCGAUACUUCGCACGAGCGACAGUGUGUCUCGUGUCGUGUUGGGGUAGCAGUGGCUUAGCACUACGUCAGUGAUGUUAAUUUGAUUAAACUUUCAAAUAAUUUUACCUAAAAAAUAACCAUGACGAUCUAUCCGUUCCUGUGCUUAGUGUUUGCUUUAACAGUGUCAGCUGAAUUUGUUUGGAAACACCAUAAUAAUGAGGAAUUACCAUUGAUUUUGGAAGAAGUUCACGAUAAAUGCCCUAACAUAACUAGAGUUUAUGCUCUGACUGAACCAUCGGUCUGCAAUGUUCCUCUUUAUGUUAUCGAGUUCUCUGAUACACCCGGAUUCCACCAGCCUUACAAACCCGAAGUAAAAUAUGUUGGUAAUAUUCAUGGCAAUGAAGUUCUUGGUCGGGAAUUGCUCUUGGGUCUUGCUCAUCACCUCUGUGAUCAAUACCUGAAGAAUGACCGCCGCAUCAGAGCACUGAUUCACAGCACCCGUAUUCACUUGUUACCGUCUAUGAAUCCAGAUGGUUGGCAACUGUCUACUGAUACCGGUGGACGAGAUUACUUGAUUGGGCGUAACAAUAACCAUUCCGUGGACUUGAAUAGAAACUUCCCGGACUUAGACACCAUAACGUUUGAGUUCGAGCGCCAGGGCAUUAACCAUAACAACCAUCUGUUAAAAGAUGUGACCCGACUGGUCGCGCCGUUGGAGCCCGAAACCCGCGCUGUGAUGCGAUGGAUCAUGUCGGUGCCCUUCGUUCUGAGCGCGGCGAUGCAUGGCGGCGACCUGGUGGCCAACUACCCCUAUGAUGAGAGCAGGAGCGGGGCUCCUGACUCUGAAUACUCUGCGAGUCCUGACGAUGAUACGUUUAGGGAAAUAGCCGCAGCGUACGCUUCAGCCCACGCUGACAUGGCUUCGGCCACCCGCCGCGGUUGUCGCACCAACAUCGCCGACGAAUCUGGCUCUUACAACUUCGGGAAGCAAGGAGGCGUUACCAAUGGAGCAGCUUGGUACAGCUUGAAAGGAGGAAUGCAAGAUUUCAAUUACCUGGCUACGAAUGCGUUUGAGGUUACUCUGGAGUUGGGAUGCGAAAAAUAUCCGCACGCGAAGGACUUGGCGAGGGAAUGGGAGAGGAACCGCGAGGCGUUACUGACUUACCUGUGGAAAGCCCAUAUCGGUGUCAAGGGAAUUGUCAGCGACGACACCGGUUUUAUACAGAAUGCCAUCAUAUCCGUGGUGAACAUUACCGGACCGGUGCCUCGACCGAUCCGACACGAUGUGACAACAGGUGUUUAUGGAGAUUACUACCGCCUCCUGACCCCGGGCCACUACGAGGUGACGGCGAGCCACCCGAACUACUUCCCAGUGUCGCGCGUGGUCACCGUGCCCGAGCAGCAGACCUCCGCGCACGUGCUCAACUUUAGGCUCGAGCCUACCUCCAGCUGGUUCGACGACGAGCCGGCUCUCGGGUUCUACCCGCAUCCAUUGGCCAAGCGCCAGCCGCGCAUCUACAAACGCUCGGUCUUCGAGCACGUCGCCAACUCCAUACUCGAGCACAAAGGCAAGAACUAACCAACUAACUAAACUUUAGCCUGACACUAACGCAAUUAUGAUGAUAUAGUAUUUUAAUAUUACGCAACCCACAUCAGCACUAUCUUUCAUAUCCGUUUAGCGUAAGUUAUUCUCAGAUAUUAUAUAUAAUAGGGGAUCGGAUUACAUUUUCAAAGGAUUUAAUAAGACAUCAAUUUUAAAAUUGUGUGCGAAAAGCUGGAAUUUUCGUUUAAGUAUUUUGAUUUGAUAUUGCAAGAACAUAAUUAUGAGAAUUUUGUUGACAGGCCAUAAAAGUACCUCAAUUGGCUGGUGGUGUGGUCUCUGAUCCCCUAUUGAGUUAUUUUAUUGAAUUUAAUUAUAAUAAACAUGUAAACGUUACCAUUAUUGCCUACUUUUAAGACAUUUAAAUUUUUAACCAGCGUUUUAAAUUUGUGAGGGCAUUUUGCAAUUAACAUUCCAAUUGAAUAGAUUCUUGUGCCAUAUGCGACACGUACAACUAUUAUACCAUUAUUAGUUUGUUUAUUUAAACAUAUAUUAUUUAGAAAAAUAUAUUAAUUUCGGUAAAUUUACAACUAUACUAACAGUUGCCACUUUCUAGUCUAAACUUUUUAGUAAUAUUUACUGUUUUUAAUGUAAACUAUAUUGAUAUCUGUAUAUAGGUAUUUGUAGUACGACGUAGAUAAAUGUAUUUAAUAUUAUCCAAUUUUAUGUAAAUUACUUUUAGUUUUAAUUGUAAAAAAUGUAAUGGAUUCUAAAAAUUGGCAGCUAACUUUUCAAAAGUGAAGAACCAUUACAUAUCACGAAACUUUUUUGAUUGUAUUCUUUAGUUAAACCUUCAAAAUUUUUGAUUAUUUUGUGUCUUAUCAAAUAAGAUCAUUGAUGAGAUGAAUUCUGUGAUAUAAUUAUUUUUGUAAUUGUGAAAAUAUAAAAAAAAUUAGUAAUUCAAAGUAAACAUAAAAAUUGAACCGUGAAAUGUUUUAUAUCAGUUUUCUUGAACUUAUGUAUUAGUGAUAAGUAAAUAGUGUUAAACACUUGAAUAAUAAAUAUUACUUAUUGACGGUUUGUGUGCAGCUAACUUCUUUUAAUACACCCUUUUACUCUAGAAAUAUUUAUUAUACAUUGCUACUACAACUAAAUAUUAACUUCUUAAAAUUUUCUUAACAAGGUCACUAAAUAAUACUACAAGUAAUGUUUUAGUAAAAUAUUUAUUAAUUUCAUAAUCACAACUUGCAUGUGAGAGGCUUGAUCUUACUAAUAAAUAGUUCAAUUCAGUUUCGUUUCAUGUCUAAGACUUAAUACGAUUUGGUCAACAAGAGAUUCUUUUGCAUACAUUUUCAAAAUAAUCAAAAUACUUUUAUAGAAACCAGUUAACGGUCAAUAGCUACUACUAUUAUAAUACAUUACUAAACACUCACUCACUUAUUAAUUAUUUUUACAAAUCAACACACGUUCUUAACUAAACGUCACUCCAAAGUAACAUUAUAAUUACAUAUUAUUCACAGUUAAGAUGAUGUGGUACAUUUUAUAAUAGUAACUACUAAGUAGUAAUUAGGAUACUUAAUUGUAGGGUUUUAACAUUUUCGAUCACCAAGCAAUAAUUCGGCUGAAUGUUAAGGGUGGUUGAGACAAUUCAAAACAGAACCUUUUAUUUAUUCAAUAUGUUAGUUAAACCUUUUUAUUUAAGUAGGCGAAUUUUCGCGUUGGUGAUCAAAGUGAUACUCUUAAUUUAAAUUAUAAACGUAUGGAACCUAUAGAUACUUUGAAAAAGAAAGAUAGGGAAAACUAACUAAAAACAUAUUAUUUUGGUUGAAUUUCUAUAUCAACGUACCUAUUUAUGUUUUUUUCUCUAUACUAUACUCGCAGUUUGAAAUUCGACAAAAAAUGUUUUCUUCUCACUCUACAGUUGAUAAAAUUUAAACUGGCCGUUAAUAAAAGGAAGAAAAAACAAAUUAACUAAAUUAACGAUGCCAGUAAACAUCUCUACGGAAAUACGUAUUCAGCAACACGAUUGUAUUACUCGUAAUCAGUUUUUAUUAUUUUAUUAUUACAAACAUAAAUUAAGUCAUAAUCGACUGCAUUUCUAUGUUACUCUUAUCAAUUUAUUAUUUGAAAUUUUACUACGCUAUUUAGGUGGUUAGCCGGCUUUUUUCUACGAUAAAAAAGAUAAUCUACCCCCUUUCCGAGGUCAACGUUUUCAAAUUAAUAUAAGAGGAUGAUAAU
Molecule: messenger RNA, 3783 nt
Organism: Ostrinia nubilalis (European corn borer)
Lineage: Eukaryota; Metazoa; Arthropoda; Insecta; Lepidoptera; Crambidae
Product: carboxypeptidase E-like
Exons: 8
Coding region: 145-1584 (479 amino acids)
Biological process (GO): peptide metabolic process; protein processing
Molecular function (GO): metallocarboxypeptidase activity; zinc ion binding
Source: RefSeq, a predicted model, not a curated record